Eriocheir sinensis (Chinese mitten crab) is the source of this 700-nucleotide messenger RNA. RefSeq names its product peptide methionine sulfoxide reductase MsrB-like. Gene Ontology annotation, cellular component: cytoplasm. Gene Ontology annotation, molecular function: peptide-methionine (R)-S-oxide reductase activity. The transcript is spliced from 5 exons. The coding region runs from base 128 to 574 and encodes 148 amino acids. Lineage: Eukaryota; Metazoa; Arthropoda; Malacostraca; Decapoda; Varunidae. The record is from RefSeq and is a predicted model, not a curated record. Gene Ontology annotation, biological process: response to oxidative stress; protein repair.
AGAUCGUUCGGUAAAACUCGGGGUGACUUGCAUACCUUUUAUUGUAUGUUCUUCCUGGUUAUCUAAUCUCGUCAAGGUGAGAGUGAGGAGUGACUGAGAUAAUUGUCACUGUAUUAAGGGCCGAGAAAUGGGUUUAAGUUCCUCACAUGACUCGGUGUCUGCAUCCAGCAACGCCUCUGACAAGGGUGCCGGGAAGGUGACAGCCGAGGAAUGGAGGAAGCGACUCACCCCAAACCAGUAUCACAUCACCCGGGAGGCAGGAACAGAGCCGGCCUUUACCGGGGAGUUUUAUGACCACCACGAGGCAGGGACGUACCAGUGUGUGUGCUGCGGCUCAGAUCUCUUCAGCUCUGAGGCUAAAUAUGACUCGGGGAGCGGGUGGCCAUCUUUCCACACGGCCGAGGGUGAAGUGGUGACCCGCACUGACCGCGCCUUCCUGAUGGUUCGAACGGAAGUGCUGUGUAGUAAGUGCGACGCUCACCUGGGACAUCGGUUUCCUGACGGGCCGCAGCCGACGGGACUUCGCUACUGCAUCAACUCCGCGGCCUUGAAGUUCACACCGAAGAAGACGUGACGUGAGAGAGAGAGAGAGAGAGAGAGUAGCUGUAAGUACAUUAUGUGAAUAUAGAGAAAUGCAUAAGUAGUUCAAUAGAUUAUAAUGAUGGGUAGAUAGGUAUAUAAUGAAGAAUGUGAAGAUUUA